CCAGCAGCAGCGCCCAGAGCAGCCCCAGCAGCAGCGCCAUGGCCGGGUGGAACGCCUACAUCGACAACCUCAUGGCGGACGGGACCUGUCAGGACGCGGCCAUCGUGGGCUACAAGGACUCGCCCUCCGUCUGGGCCGCCGUCCCCGGGAAAACCUUCGUCAACAUCACGCCAGCUGAGGUUGGUGUCCUGGUUGGCAAAGACCGGUCAAGUUUUUUCGUGAACGGGCUGACACUUGGGGGCCAGAAAUGCUCUGUUAUCCGGGACUCGCUGCUGCAGGACGGGGAAUUUACCAUGGAUCUCCGUACCAAGAGCACCGGCGGAGCUCCCACCUUCAACAUCACUGUCACCAUGACUGCCAAGACGCUAGUCCUGCUGAUGGGCAAAGAAGGUGUCCACGGCGGGAUGAUCAACAAGAAAUGUUAGGAAAUGGCCUCCCACCUGCGGCGUUCCCAGUACUGACCUCGUCCAUCCCUCCCCCCCACCACCCCCACUGCUUUUGCACCCCUCUCCUUCCCAUACACACAC
Messenger RNA from Prionailurus viverrinus (fishing cat), 527 nucleotides. RefSeq names its product profilin-1-like. Gene Ontology annotation, molecular function: actin binding. NCBI's taxonomy places the organism in Eukaryota, Metazoa, Chordata, Mammalia, Carnivora, Felidae. The transcript has a single exon. Gene Ontology annotation, cellular component: cytoplasm. Bases 39 to 425 code for a protein of 128 amino acids. Gene Ontology annotation, biological process: regulation of actin filament polymerization; actin cytoskeleton organization; positive regulation of actin filament bundle assembly. The record is from RefSeq and is a predicted model, not a curated record.